Messenger RNA from Erpetoichthys calabaricus (reedfish), 2866 nucleotides. Its product is annotated as gastrula zinc finger protein XlCGF57.1-like. Gene Ontology annotation, biological process: regulation of transcription by RNA polymerase II. The transcript is spliced from 3 exons. Gene Ontology annotation, molecular function: DNA-binding transcription factor activity; RNA polymerase II cis-regulatory region sequence-specific DNA binding. NCBI's taxonomy places the organism in Eukaryota, Metazoa, Chordata, Cladistia, Polypteriformes, Polypteridae. Bases 129 to 2039 code for a protein of 636 amino acids. The record is from RefSeq and is a predicted model, not a curated record.
CAUUUGAAACAAGCCUCGAAGCAGUGCUUCGAAAGCUCGACACAGUAUCGAACGGUCUAUCACUACAGAAAACCUCAGCACCGAGCAGCAGGGGAGUGGAGGAGGAUGAGUCUAACACUUUAACUUACAUGGAUGUGACAGAGGCAAUGUACCAGUCUGACAUGAAUGUGAUGGAGAAAAGGAUCGUAAAUAUUAAGGAGGAGGACGACCGUGAACGGGAAUACGCCUAUCAUCAACCGAAGAGUCUGUGCAUUAAGAAUGAGGAUUGUGAACAGGGGACAGUGGGCAUUAAGGAAGAGGCUGCUGAGAAGCCUGUCAUCCGUGGCAUACAGAAACAAGUCAAGGAGGAAGACCUUCAGUCAGAGUCCGGCCAUUUGUCUGGAUGUAGAGAUGGAGAUGUAAGUAGAUCAGUCUCCCCUCGGGGUAAAAUAUGUCCCAUUCAGGAGCAUUCUGUCAGCAAGAAGUCUGAUAUUUACUCCGAUGCAAAGACCAGUCGGGAAACAUCACGGAGAGCACCAGGAGGCCAGUCAUCACCUACAAAUCAGUCUGGAGAAGCAGACAGACUGGAGCGUCUCCGCUUUUCCCAGUGUCUCCCUGUUGUGGUCUGUCCUGAAGUGAAAUAUCAACAGACAGCACAUGAUGAAAAUAUGAAAUUGACAUCUGCAUCAGAUUUUUUGACAAGAUCCCCCAUGCAGUUGAGUGCUCUGCCAGUUGUGCACAAAACAAAGAGAGAUGCAAUUAACAUGCCACAACAAGAGAACAGUACUCCUUUGGAAGAAACGCGUGUCUUGCAAAAGAAAAGUCUGAAAUGUGCAUCUAAAGACAAAGGCAAUCAGUUGAACCAAACGACUCAAGGGCCUUAUGUGUGUUCUGAAUGUGGAAAACAAUUUUCACGAAAAUCCAAUCUUAAGACCCACAAUAGAAUUCACACUGGGGAGAAACCCCAUUGCUGUUCUGAAUGUGGAAAAGUAUUUUCACAAAGGAUCCAUCUUGACAGCCACAAAACAAGUCACACUGGAGAGAAACCUUUUUGCUGUUCUGAAUGUGGAAGAGGGUUUACAAGAAAGCAUCGUCUCAAGAGCCACAUGACAAUCCAUACUGGAACUCAGCCAUAUGGCUGUGUAGAAUGUGGGAAACGAUUCUAUGACAGGAAAAAUCUUAACCAGCAUAUGAGAACUCACAAUGGGGAAAAUCCUCUCUGUUGUUCAGAGUGUGGUGUACGAUUCUCAACAAGGCGCCAUCUUUAUAAACACGAAAGAAUUCAUAAUGGAGGUAAACCCUAUUGUUGUGGUGAAUGUGGGAAAGUAUUUUCAAAAAGAAAUGGACUUGAGACCCACAAAAUAGUUCAUACCGGGGAGAAACCGUAUUCCUGUUGUGAAUGUGGUAAACAAUUCUCAUUCAAGAGCACCUAUAAAAGCCACAUGAAAACUCACACUGGAGAGAAGCCACAUGGCUGCUCGGAAUGUGGAAAGCGAUUUUCACAAAGAGGCCAUCUUGUGAUCCACAUGGCAAUUCAUACUGGAGAGAAACCCUAUUGCUGUUGUGAAUGUGGAAAGAGAUUUUCAAGUAAAUCCUAUCUUAAGGCUCACAAUAGCAUUCACACUGUAGAGAAACCCUAUUGCUGCUCUGAAUGUGGAAAAGGAUUUUCACAAAGAAGCAAACUUGAAACCCACAGAAGAGUUCAUACUGGAGAGAAGCCAUAUUCCUGUUGUGAAUGUGGCAAACGAUUCUCUUUCAAGAAAAGCUAUAGCAGCCACAUGACAAGUCACACUGGAGAGAAGCCAUUUGGCUGCUUGGAAUGUGGAAAACGAUUUUCAGAUAGAAGCACCCUUAAGGCCCACAAUAUAAUUCACACUGGAGAGAAACCCUUUUGCUGUUCUGAGUGUGGAAAACGAUUUUUAAAAAAGGGUCACCUUGAGAGCCACACAGUUAUUCACACUGGAGAGAAACCCUAUAGCUGUUCUGAGUGUGGAAAAAGAUUUUCAAGAAAAUAUUGCGUUGAGAGCCACAUGAGAGUUCAUACUCGAGGGAAGCCCUGAAGGAAUAAAUUUUAGAGGAGGAAAAGAGUGGUCAAACUCCUAACUAAAGUCUGGACGAGUACCUUCAUGUGGUGGGCUUCGUUGUACAAGAUCUGUACCCAAUCACGUCCAGGCAAAGCUACUUUCUUAGUAAGAAAAUGGUCAAAAAUACUCCUUGUUACUGGCCCACACAUCUGGCAGGAUAAGAAUGUGCCCAGCUCUUGUCUCCACACUAGGGCAGAUGAAGGUGGUAGUGAUGGUAAUAAAUAUUCAGAUGAAGAGAAGACCUUCACUGUGGCAACAGUGCAGAUAGACGGUGUUGCUGAUCCCACAACAAUGCAACAGAAAAGACCAUGUAAGCAUACACUGAAAAAGACAUUUCAAGAGGACUAGAUACAGUCCAGUGGUCAGCUGAACAUAAAGUGGAGAUGUACUGCUGCUUUUACACCAUUUGACCCAGAAUGUUCAGUGAAGAAAUGUCAGGAGGGGCUUGCAGAAAAUGGAGGGUUCAAAAAAUAUAAUCUUGAGUACCAACUGAAGUGAUACAACUAGAGUGGGGAAAAAAUUAGUAAUCUCUAGCAUAUAUAGUGAUAAUUUUGUAGACGGUCUAUCAAAUAAGCCAUAUUUUUAAUUUACAUUUAAAAAAAAAAUGUAUAAGCCAAUUCUUUCAGGCACACGUAUGAUUUAUCUAUGUGCAGAAGUCUUAUCUGAUCUGAUGUUUAGCCACAGGCUGAAAUCCCAAAUUGGAACAAGUGGGAAGUAACUUGCACAUACAUGAAGGGAUACUCUGGUUGGACUGGGGAGCAGAAGUCUGCCAGAGAGGAAAAUAUAAAACACCCCCAGUGGUC